Molecule: messenger RNA, 1653 nt
Organism: Geosmithia morbida
Lineage: Eukaryota; Fungi; Ascomycota; Sordariomycetes; Hypocreales; Bionectriaceae
Product: Zinc carboxypeptidase
Exons: 1
Coding region: 1-1653 (550 amino acids)
Biological process (GO): proteolysis
Molecular function (GO): zinc ion binding; metallocarboxypeptidase activity
Source: RefSeq, a predicted model, not a curated record
AUGUCUUCACUUACACGUGGUCUACUGCUCCUUCUGGGCAGCUCCGUCCUCGUCGAUGCUCGCGGCGAGGACACACUUGGCUACGCCGACAACCAGGCGCCCCUGAACAGGGACUCCCCCCAAGUGGCAGCCAACUUCCCCGAGGUCGUCGAGGGCAUCGAGCUCCUCUCCCCCGCCUUUGUGAGCCCCAAGUCUGUCCCCGAGGGCUUUGCCAAUGGAACCUCCGGCCCCACCUCCCAGUGGGAGAUGGAUUACUUCCUGCAAAGCCUCGCUGCGCGCCACGACUGGAUGACGUACAACAUUCCCGACUUCCAGUCCGAGGAGGGCCGCACCAUCCCAUAUGUCUACCUGAGCUCUACCUCCUCUGGCGACAGUGUUCUCGAGACCAGCGUCAACAAGACAUCGUCCCAGAAGCUUCGCAUCUGGAUGCAGGGUGGUGUCCAUGGGAAUGAGCCGGCCGGUGAUCAGACUCUCCUAGCUCUCUUGGGCAAGAUGGAUGCCAACGUCACCUGGGCCCAGUCCAUUCUCGACAAGGCUGACAUCCUCAUCCUUCCUCGCUACAACCCCGACGGAGUCGCCUACUUCCAGCGAUACCUGGCUACCUCUUUCGACCCCAACCGCGACCACACCAAGAUGGCCCGCCAGCAGACGCGUGACAUCAAGGGUCUCGUCAUGGACUUUGCGCCCCAUGUUGGCGUCGACAUCCACGAGUACACGGCGUCGCGCGGCUACGGGGCCAGCAAGCAGUGGCUGCCGGCGCAGGACGGUCAGUUCUCGGCUAUGAAGAACCUCAACAUCCACGCCGACAUCAGGGACCUCUCCCACACCCUCUUCACCGACAGUAUUGCCGCCGCCAUGGAGAGCCACGAUCUAAGGUGGAGCCCCUACAUUGUCGGAGUGUUGGGAACUGACGACAUCGUCCUGACGGAGACGUCUGGUGAUGCCAAGGUUGGCGACACGUCCGUCGGCCUCAGCCAGGCCGUCAUGUUCCUCUUUGAGACGCGCGGCAUCGAGCUGGGUAGCCAGCACUUCGAGCGCCGUGUAGCCACUGGGCUUGUCAUGGUCGAGGCUCUCCUCCAGACGGCUGCCGACAACGCCGAGCUCGUCUACGAAACCGUCGAGAAUGCCCGCGAGGACUUCAUCAACAACGACGACGACAUUGUCAUCACUGACGCGCCUGUCGAGACGCACAUUGACUGGCCCUAUAUACAGAAGAAGGACGGCAAGGUCGUCGACAUCCCCAUCACCUUUUACAACACCACCAUUGCCAAGGCCAACCUGACGCGCGAGCGUCCCGAGGCUUACAUCUUCUCCAAGGCCUGGCACGAUGUGGUGGACAGGCUGCGUGCUGCCCGUGUCGAGGUCGAUGAGCUCAAGGCCGACUUUGAGGGAGAGGUCGUCGGCCUCAACAUCACAAGUGCUAUCCCGGAUACCGAAGCCUAUGAGGGGGGCGUCAGGAUGACGGUGACCGCUGAGCCCAUCACGCUGACCAAGAAGUUCCCGGUCGGCUCGUAUGUCGUCAGCACGAGGCAGAAGAACGCCGCUCAUGCCUUCAACGUCCUCGAGCCCGAGAACAUUGACUCGUAUGCGACCUUUAACAUUUUCCCUGUGGGCACUGGUGACGAGUACCAGGUUUACCGCAUUUUCAAGUAA